AUGGGGGUUUCCAUUGACCGUAGUUUGGCAACAGUGAAAGAUGAGACUAUGUGUCAUAGGAUCAAAAGGUCUCCACACCUUGACACUCAUGUGAUCCGCUCUAUAUUGAACAUCAUGCGAGACAAUCCAUAUGUUCAAGUAUUUAAGAGUCUUGGCACUCUUUCCAACUUGGAUAGCUAUAGUAUUGCGCUAAAUACAAGUAUUUCUGUUGACCAGAGAAGAUAUAAUGCACCUACAAUGGAACAAGUUGCUGCUAUAUGGUUUGAUGGAAAUGACCCACAACAAAGGCCAACGCUUGUUGACCUCAAUGAUAUCUCAGAGAAGAAUGUACAUAAAGAACAAGUAGGAACUCUUCCAAAGGACAAGAAUAUAAAUGACAAUGAAGAUGUAACUGAUGGACAGGAAAUUACGGAGUCACGACAAUAUGUCAGCGCUAGGGAAUAUCAAUGUUUCAAGCUACAAAUUUGUGAGGGAGAAUUUAAUGUCAUGUUUCAUGGUGGAAGGCUUUUCCAGCAAUGGGUCGUUGAUAGCUAUGUGAAGGUGGAGUCAAUGCGGUUAGACUUGUACUCAAAACUGGCGCAUCAAGAUCUAAUUCGUGCUGAUCUAUACCAGGUGUUUCCCAAACUCGAGGCAAAUUGCACCUCUACAAAUUAUAUGCGGGAACGUGCGAUUCUUUCAACUCCAAAUGAGCAUGUUGAUGCAGUGAACGCAAUAAUGAUCAAGAGGUUUCCUGGAAAUGAGAAGGUAUACUAUAGCUUUGACUCGACGGAUGAUGAUACAAGGAAUAAUUACCGUCUUGAUUUUCUAAAUUCUAUUACACCUAAUGGGUUGCCUCCUCAUGAACUUAAGAAGGUUUGGUUGGAAACUGAUUGUCAAGAGCUUGUGAGCCUGUGA
Molecule: messenger RNA, 894 nt
Organism: Miscanthus lutarioriparius
Lineage: Eukaryota; Viridiplantae; Streptophyta; Magnoliopsida; Poales; Poaceae
Source: the annotation of a GenBank genome assembly